Aureococcus anophagefferens is the source of this 249-nucleotide messenger RNA. RefSeq lists its product as hypothetical. The record is from RefSeq and is a predicted model, not a curated record. Gene Ontology annotation, biological process: protein sumoylation. NCBI's taxonomy places the organism in Eukaryota, Pelagophyceae, Pelagomonadales, Pelagomonadaceae. The transcript has a single exon. Gene Ontology annotation, molecular function: ubiquitin-like protein ligase binding; protein tag activity. The annotation marks the transcript as partial. Gene Ontology annotation, cellular component: nucleus.
AAACGCGCCAAGGUGGACAGCUCGUUGAACAUCCGCAUCCGGGACCAGAGCGGCGAGGAGACCUUUUACAAGGUCAAGAAGACGACGAAGCUCGAAAUAGUCUUCAGCCUUUACGCCCAGCGCAAGGGCGUCGACGCGCUAGAUCUUCGGUUUCUCUUCAACGGCCAGCGCGUCCGCGACGACGAGACGCCGCAGGACCUCGACAUGGAAGACGGCGACCAAAUCGAUUGCAUUCUCGAGCAGCAGGGC